AUGUCCUCUUGCAACAGCUUACAGAAACACCAAGUCAUGACGCCUCCGCUCAGGGGGCCUGUGGGAUCGGCGCCUCCGAAAGCGCGCCCCGGAUACGCCGCCACGAAGCUGACCGGCCUCCUUCGCCUUCCUCUCGAGCUCCAGCGCCACAUCUUCAAGCUCGUCCUCCACGAACCCAAUCUCUGGGACCGCCGCCACCAUGACGGCUGCAAGCUCCGCCCCGUCACGCCCAAGGCCAUGGCGCAGCCGCCGUUCAUGUCCCACCGCGUUUUUGUCGAAGCCGUGUACGCGAGCCGCCAACACGCGCCUCGGUGCCCCAGAUGGCUGAAAUGCGUCGAGUGCGACCCGUCCUCGGCCGCGCUGUACGAGCGCCCGACAUCGUUUCGUCUGGCCAAGACGUGGACGUGGUGCACCUGCGGCAAGCGCACCGGCGUCAACCUCUUGCGCGCCAACCGCCACAUCUUUAGCGUCGCCGCGCCCAUCUUCUGGUCCGGGAAUACGUUUUCCUUUUUUGACGUCAGUGAGUUCGCCGCCUGCAUAGCCGCCACGUCGCCGGGCACGCGGGACCUCAUCCGCGGCGCCAGCAUCGUCACGUUCCAGCUCCAGCGCUGGCUCGAUGCUCGCGUGUGCCUUCGGAGCAGGGACCUGGAAGGGCAUCUGUUGCCAGAGGGUGUCCUCACCUGGCAGCAAAAGUGCCUCACUGCCCUCUGGCCCGCCUUGAAGAGUCUUCCAAAGCUCAAACGUCUGGCCCUUCCAGCACACUACCUUGAAACCGCCAUGUUCGACCGCCUCCCUGCCGAUGAACGCCGCCCGAUGCGUCAGUAUCUGGCGCUCUUGGACGAGAUGGACUUGACAAAUCUCGGCCUCUGCGGCGGCGUUACGGGAGGGGGCCACUAUCGUGCGCUGGCAAACUUUUGGAAACGGUUCUUUGACGGCGAGCUCCAGCAGACGCUGUGCGGCUUUACUCUGCGCAUUCGCAUAAACGACCGGCUCCGCGACUUUAGCGCCAACUUUCCGUACACCUCGCGCCUCAGCCAAUGGGACUUUCUCACCAACAUGUACGAUGCCGUCGAGGCGCAGCUGAUGGUGGACGACACGGACAAGCGCGGCCGUGCCUGGCGCCGCCCCAACGACGACGUCACCGGCGGCACCGGGACCGCCACCGUCUCGGUGUCCGGGUGCUUCCGCCAGGUCACCCUCUACAACAUGCCGCUGACCAAGGAUGCCUGCGCCAGGAACCAGCAGGCGCAGACAAGUGGCCACGGCACGGAGAAGCGCAGACAGAACCCCGGCCGGUACCUGACCAACUCGUUUGAAGCCUUGCGCCUGGCCGACUACAGAUGCUCGUUCAAAGAUCUCACAGACGACGAGGCGGACAGGCCCAAAGCUCCCCCGCGCAGAAAGAGGAUGCGGGUCAAGAAGAACCGACGCAGCUGGAAGCCGGAAUCAUGGAAGAGAUGA
This is a messenger RNA of Cordyceps militaris CM01, 1461 nucleotides long. RefSeq lists its product as uncharacterized. The record is from RefSeq and is a predicted model, not a curated record. The coding region runs from base 1 to 1461 and encodes 486 amino acids. NCBI's taxonomy places the organism in Eukaryota, Fungi, Ascomycota, Sordariomycetes, Hypocreales, Cordycipitaceae. The transcript has a single exon.